GCCAUUUUGAUUCGAAAAAAUAUGACUGAGUUUUUCCUGCUUUGCAUGCUAAACUUAGCUCCGCGUUUGAAUUUCGUCCGAAUCAAACGCGCUUCUUGCGAACGAACAGAUAACGGGGCCAUCGAUGCCCGACAAGCCGUCCGGGGCCCGGUAACUGCUUCUCGGGGUGGAUUUUAAAGCCACGUUUUGGACUUAACGUCGGUGGCUAACUUGAAGCUAACAGACAGGCAGCCUCCUGUGCUGAUUGUCGCAGGCAGCAGGCUGACGAGCGUGUUCUUCUAAACAAAUCACUAGACAUACAAGGCUCAUGCAUUGUAGCGAACGCGGCUAAUUGUUAGCUGGGGGAGGGGAGCUAGUGACCAAGGACUGGGGGAAACAAACAAACAAACAAAACAAAACAAAAAAAAACUCCCCUAACGUUCUAACGCAGAAAAAAAGAAGAAACACGAAGGGGAUAUUCUAUCAAAGUUACAAGACGCAAGGGCAUUAUCAAAUAUCGGUGCGUGGUAUCGGUGAGUACUCAAAUGGUUUUGGUGAGCCUUCCAGUGUCCCAUCUCCAAAAGAGGCCUGCGUUUUAAAGGGAGACCCAUGCUGAUAAAUGCCAGGCCUCGCCACGCUUUCUGUCUUCUGCACGAACACAAAUGCCUGCCUGCCCGCGGGGGAGGUCUGAUUAAAGAUAUCCACAUUUCAUUCACUGGGCUGCGUACCCCACCCCGGCGGCCAUCAUGUUUUGGAAGUUCGACCUGCACACCACCUCCCACAUCGACCAGCUGCUGGACCGGGAGGACGUGACGCUGCGCGAGCUGAUGGAGGAGGACGACGUGCUGCAAGAGUGCAAGGCGCAGAACCGCCGCCUGUUGCUCUUCCUCUCCCAGGACCACUGCAUGCAGGAGCUGGUGGGCCUCAUCACCACAGAACCACCCGCAGACCUGGAGGAGAGGAGCCGCUUUAAGCUUCCCAACGUCGCGUGCGAGCUCCUGACCUCGGAUGUGUCCCUGAUAAACGAUAAGCUGGGCGGAGAAGAGUCUCUCCUGGAGGUGCUGUACCAUUUCCUGGACCAGGACCCGCCCCUCAACCCGCUGCUCGCCAGCUUCUUCAGCAAAACCAUCGGCAAUCUGAUCGCCAGGAAAACGGAAGAGGUGAUCACCUUUCUCAAGAAGAAGGAAGGCUUCAUCGGUCUGGUGCUGAAACACAUAGAUGCGUCCGCUAUGAUGGACUUGCUCCUUCGCCUCAUCAGUUGUGUCGAGCCUGCCCCGUUGAGGCAGGAGGUCCUCCAUUGGCUGAAUGAGGAGAAGCUGGUUCAAAGACUCAUAGAGCUUAUCCAUACCGGUAAAGAUGAGGAGAGACAAUCAAACGCAUCCCAAACACUUUGUGACAUUAUUCGCCUUAGCCGAGACCAGGCCAAUCAGAUGCAGGAGAACGCGGAGGCCGACCCGCUAUUGGCCGCGCUGGAGUCACAAGAAACUGUAGCGGGACUCCUCAAGAACAUGUUCGAGGGCGAAAGGAACGAAGCUUCCAUCGUAAACGGAACUCAAGUGCUACUUACCUUACUGGAGACCAGGAGGUCCGGGUUGGAAGGGCUGAUGGAUCUGUAUUCUCAGGGUUACGAAAGGUCUUACACUGUCAACAGCAGUAUUUUAAAUGCCAUUGAGCCCCAUUUAAAGGAUUUCCAGCAGCUUCUUCUGGAUCCCCCAAAGAAAGGUGCAAUACUGACCACCGUCGGCGUUCUAGAUCAGCCACUGGGGAACGCUCGCCUUCACGUGGCCCGACUGGUGGCUGCCCUCCUGCAGACCACUUCCCCCAGCAUCUGCCAGGAGCUCUGCGACCUCGGCACCGUGGACCUACUACUGGAUCUGUUCUUCAAAUACUCGUGGAAUAACUUUUUGCACUUCCAAGUGGAGCUCUGCGUGGCGGCCAUCCUGAACCAUCCCUCCUCUGAGGAGCGGCCCAACCCGGGCCUACAGAACCACGACGGGCAGCGGGCGAGUCCGACCGUCGAAACUCACGCCGAGGCGACGGAGUCGGGCGGGACAGAGGACCCGCAGACCUCCCUCCACAAUACCCUCGUGGCGCACCUUUUCCAGAAGUGUCGAUUGGUACAAAAGAUCCUUGAUGCCUGGGAAGAGAAUGAUAAAAUACAGGCCGAGGGUGGCACCAGGAGAGGCAACAUGGGUCAUCUGACCAGAAUUUCCAACACGGUGGUCCAGAACUUGGAGAAGGGACCCGUACAGACCCAGAUCGCUGACCUCAUCAAAGGUGAACAAGAGCUGCCUGAGGACUGCAGAGGUCGCUGGGAGAGCUUCGUGGACGAGACGCUGAGAGAAACGAACAGAAGGAACACGGUAGAACUGGUGAGCACGCACAACAUGCACUCGUCCAGCGAGGACGACGACAUGGAGAGCCCCUUCCCCAACGACCUGUCCCUCCAACAGGCUUUCUCUGACUAUCAGAUCCAGCAGAUGACCGCCAACUUCGUGGAUCAGUUCGGGUUCAACGACGAGGAGUUCAGCGAACACGACGAAAACAUCAAUGCCACAUUUGACAGAAUCGCAGAAAUAAACUUCAAUUUAGAUUCCGAUGAUAACAGUGCCAAUGCGGCUGCUUUCGAGGCCUGUUGUAAAGAGAGGAUACAACAGUUCGACGAUGCUGACGAGGAAGAGGAUAUUUGGGAAGAGAAGGAGAUAAACUAUGCAACACAAGCGAAAUCCAGAACAAGGUUUGGCGUGUCCCAAACCUCGGAAGGAAGUUCUCGGAGCAGUCUGGAAAACGGCGGACAGGAGCAAGACUGCGGCUCCGAAUCCGACGAGGAGGAAGACUUUGAGCGGAACGCAUCGGACGCAGGUCCAGGCUGGACAGCAAAUUUCAGGGACUCUGACGGGAUCGCGUCAUCCCAGGCUGCGUCAGGGUGGGACGCGCUUCCCGCCGGCGGUGGAAACGAGACCCAGGAAACGGGCUGGGCCCAUUUCACGGCAUUCCAGCCUUUCUCGAGCACAGAGACUGAGCCCAGGCGCAGCUCCCCCGUGGACGCCGGAGGCAGCGACGCAGAUAAACAAGCCAAACAAAACCACGAGAAGAGCGACGCCGGCUCCUCUCCCCGCGCGGGGCCUUCGGGGGAUGCGACAAAGGCUCCUCCCGCCGCCUCGGACGGCGGCUCGCCCGGAGGGUCGGACGGCGGCUCGCCCGGAGGGUCCGACGGCGAGGAAGUCGUCCCCGCCGCGACUAUCGUCUCAAAACCGGUCGCCCUCACGAGUGAGGAGAGUCCCGUGUCCCUGGAGAAACUCUCUCUGUCAGAUCCUCCCGAAGCCUCUGAGCAGAAGCAGCCUCCUGAGGAAUUGCACGUAACCCCACAGACUGACAGGAAAGACGAGACGCCACCGCCCCAAGAAGUGGCCGUCAACGGGCCGGUGUGAGCGCGCGCAUUUGCGCGCGCGUCGGCGGGGGAUCUUAACAACGAACUGUAAGCCUCCUCCCAGAGUGACUCCUUUCAAAGUAAACCUCAGUGCAACUCCAGUGUUUUGACCGAAUCACUCUGCCACGUUAUCGGACCCGGACACUGCCAAUCGACACCACUAACGAGGCGGCGGAACAUGUACAAAAAGAAAAUAUAUAUAUGAAUAUAUAUAUAUAUAUAUAUAUAUAUAUAUAUACAUAUAUAUAUAUAUAUAUAUAUAACAGAAAAAGGACAAAAACACAGAACAGCGUGUAGAUCUUCAAAGCCUUUUUCCCCCCCCUGUGUUGCACAUAAAAAUGUGCGGUUUUAAUGUAGCAGCAAUCUUUGAGGGGGCGGGGGGUAACAACAACAUCAUCAUUUUUUUAUGUCCGAAACUAUUUCUCUCUUAUCGGUAGAACGUGACAGUUAGGCUUUUACAUUGUCGCAACAUGUCGGGAUAGCACAGGAUACUAUUUUGUCUUUGUUUUAAAUGCGCCUCAGUAACAAUAAGCCGUUUUUUUCUUUUUGUUCUUGACAAAGCACUUGUUCAGCCAUUUCCUGCCUGUUCUAGCACAAUAUCAGUGUUUAACGUUCACCUUUUGCAGACUGUAUUUUUCCACUCACUAGCAUCUUGGUUUCACUCUCUUGGAGUUUCUUAAUUUUCUUUUGUUGU
Messenger RNA from Phycodurus eques (leafy seadragon), 4103 nucleotides. It is a transcript of the gene ppp6r2a, whose product is annotated as protein phosphatase 6, regulatory subunit 2a. Gene Ontology annotation, cellular component: nucleus; cytosol. The record is from RefSeq and is a predicted model, not a curated record. The transcript has 25 exons. The coding region runs from base 726 to 3410 and encodes 894 amino acids. Gene Ontology annotation, molecular function: protein phosphatase binding; protein phosphatase regulator activity. NCBI's taxonomy places the organism in Eukaryota, Metazoa, Chordata, Actinopteri, Syngnathiformes, Syngnathidae.